CCUUCUGCUUCCAGGAGGGAACUGUCUCAGGGUCUUCACCGAUGGCAAUGCCGAACACUCAGUUUUGAAAGGGAGCCGUCAAUGAAGAAACAGGCCUGGGCUCUGCACCUCCUGUUCACCUCCAUCUCUGCAAAGCUGCAGCUGCACAUGAUGACACCUGCCAAACUCAAGAUCAGAGGCUGAAUUCAAACGCCCAGCAAUAGGUAGUGAUCCCAGCCCAGCUGAUGGGAGAGGUCACGUGUCCUGCAGCUUGAGAGUGUCAGAUAGCCAGUAUGGACCCUUUCCCCGCCGACGAUCUCCUUCUCACCAGCGAGUGUGAGACCACGGAGGAGGAGGAGGAUGGACAGCUGGACGAGCAGGAGGAGGAAGAGGAGCAGGAAACGGUGGGGUGGGGCCUCCUGCCCGAGGUGUGCCUGCGCAGGGUGUUCUCGUUUCUGCAGGACUGCGACCGGGCGCGGGCCGCGCUGGUGUGCCGCCACUGGCUCCGCGUGCUGCACGCCCCCGAGCUCUGGCGCGCGCGAUCCUUCGUCUUCUCCGGCCGCGCCGCCAAGUCCCGCCGGGCCGACUUCCAGUCCGCCGUCUGCUACGCCAAGACGUUCGGGCGCCACCUGGAGACCCUGGAAAUCCGGUUCACCAACCCCGUCAACUCCCUGACCUCCCGCAGGUUCCAGCAGACCCUGAGGACCUUCCUGGCCGUCUUGAGAAAGGACAACAGCCGCCUGAAGUCCCUGUCCAUCUGCUGCAUGGAGCUGGACCGCCCGGCAUGGUCCAGGAGCGUGAGGAACGCCCUGGUCAAGAGCCUGAGCAUCUUCCUGCGCAAGGCUGGCCACCGCCUGGACAACCUCAACCUGAGAGGCGCCAGGCUGGGUCCUCUUCAGGGCUGUGAGCUGCUGGAGUCCAUCGCACACCAGAGUGGGAAGAGCGCGCUCUCCAAACUCAACAUCGAGGACUUCUUCCCCCAGGCCACCGCCGUCUACACCCUGCCCGCCUUCGCCCACGCCCUCGCCCGCUUCCGCAACCUCUCCGUUCUCUCGCUCAGCUACAGCUGCGUCUCCGACAGCCUGCUGGAGGCGCUAGCAGCCGGCUGCGCCCGCACGCUGGGGGCGCUCCACGUCAGGUGCCACGCCCUGGAGCCCCACGGCCAGGUGGUGUGGGGGGUAGCCUGGGCCCGGCUCGUCCAGGGCUGCCCCCGCCUGCGGGUCAACUUCUCCAUCGAGAGGAUCCUCCACGCCGACCGGCUGCUGCGCAUCCUCCUUCCCGAGAUCCCCGUCCGCAGCCUCGGCCUGUCCACCUGCUACUUCAGCGAACAGGACUGGACCGUCAAGCCCGUGCUGACCGAGGUGCUGCCUCUCUUCAAGGACUGCCUGCAGAAGCUGAUCCUGGAUUUCAAUAACAGCCACGAGUCUGUGGAUGACGAGCUCCUGCAGCUGAUCCUGCAGUGCAGCAAACUGUCCUACCUGAAAGUGUGGGCGUUCCUGGACGUGCGCUUCAUCGAGACCCUGCUGCAGCACCGGCUGGAGGGGAAAUGCAGCCUGAAAACCAUCAAAAUACGGAUUUAUACCAACAGGUACGACACUCAUGAGGAAGACCACCUGCUGGAGGAGUUCUUCACCAAGUACAAGGAGCUGAUAGAGAAGGAGCUGAGCUACUUUGUCAUCUCGUACCCGAUGCUGUGAAGGCGAAAAAAAGAUGAGCUCCCCACUCUUCAUCCCAGAAGAUAAACCGAUAAACCUCUGGGAACAUGCACAGCCCUCUUCCUUCAUGUGCCAGCGAGACCACUGUGGCGCUGAGCUGGUCGACUGGCACACUGGAAGGAUGUUGAAUAGAAUAAGUAAAUAAAAGGUGUAAAUGAG
Messenger RNA from Lepisosteus oculatus (spotted gar), 1853 nucleotides. RefSeq names its product F-box only protein 39. Gene Ontology annotation, molecular function: protein binding. NCBI's taxonomy places the organism in Eukaryota, Metazoa, Chordata, Actinopteri, Semionotiformes, Lepisosteidae. The record is from RefSeq and is a predicted model, not a curated record.